Molecule: messenger RNA, 1170 nt
Organism: Camellia sinensis
Lineage: Eukaryota; Viridiplantae; Streptophyta; Magnoliopsida; Ericales; Theaceae
Product: F-box protein PP2-B15
Molecular function (GO): protein binding
Source: RefSeq, a predicted model, not a curated record
AUUACAAUUACAGUUGACCUCUAAUAUGUUUAACAUCUAUUUAUAGAGAUUGAGCUAUUGACACAUCUAUAAAAUCAUAGCAAAAACUCCAAACAAGCAUUAUCAACAGAAAAAGGUGUUUGGGGUGACAAAGAUAAUACAGCUUUAUUGGCUUUGGCUAGCAAUGAACUUCACUAUGUUGCCUCAUGACUGUGUUUCUACAAUUCUUUCUUUCACCUCCCCUCUUGAUGCAUGUGGGUUGUCACCGGUUUCGACUUCCUUUCAAUCAGCGGCAGACUCUGAUGAUGUCUGGGAGAGAUUCUUGCCGUCUGAUUAUCGGGACAUUGUGUCGAGAUCGGUCACUCCUUUGAAGUUUUCUUCGAAGAAAGACUUGUAUUUUCUUCUCUGCAAUCGCAUUCUCAUUGAUGGUGGUAACAAGAGCUUUACAUUAGAGAAAUUAUCAGGCAAGAAAUCUUACAUGCUGUCUGCAAGAGAGCUUUCCAUUACAUGGAGUAAUGAACCAAUACCAAUGUAUUGGAUCUGGGAAUCCAUACCUGAUUCAAGGUUUUCUGAGGUGGCUGUUCUGAGAACAGUUUGGUGGUUAGAAAUUCAUGGCAGGAUCGAAACUCAAAUGCUAUCACCAAACGCAGCAUACGGAGCUUAUCUAAUCGUGAAAAUCUCAGAAAAUGCUCAUGGUCUUGAUUCCAUACCCUCAGAGAUCUCAGUUAAGGUGGGGAACAAUGUAGUAUCUUCUAACACAACUUAUCUACGGUGUCCUAAAGAUGACAAGAAAAAACGGCAGAUGCAGAGCCUGUUUUACGCGAAUCGAACACAGAUGUUGAGGUCAAGGUUAGUGAACAAUGGGGAGGACACACGAGUCCUCCCCAGUGAAAGAGAAGAUGGGUGGAUGGAGAUUGAGCUUGGAGAGUUCUUCAUCAAUGGUGGUGAUGAUGCCAAUGAGGAGGUGGAAAUGAGUUUGAUGGAGGUGAAGGGGUACCAGCUUAAAGGUGGUCUUAUUAUUCAAGGCAUUGAAGUGAGGCCUAAACACUAAUCAGCCCAAUUUGUUUUUAAUUAGUAGUUCAACAAUGUUACAAAUUUAGGAGAAAAAAAUUAUUCAAAAUUUAACCUUGAUGAUCAAUAUUUACUCAAAGUGUGACUCUACAAUAAGAAAUUUAAAUCUAUACCAUAAAU